CCCCACCAAUAACCCACCAUCUUCACAUUCACCUAGGACCGUCCCCACUUUGUUAAUGCAAUAAAAUCGAGAUAAUGUUCAAACUCUAAGGUCCCUUUUCAUUUUCUCUCUCUUCUCCCUCUCUCUUUCUUCUUCUGCUUCAUUUGACUUGUAGCCACCAUACAAGAAACUGAAUCAUCUCGUUUAUCAAUGUCAUCCAAAUUACAGAAUUUGUUGACUUGAAUUAGUGAGCAGUGGUAGUUGGUCAAAUUUGUAGGUUGAAUAUUUUUUCUUCUUCUUCUGGAUAAUUAGGUUAUCUUUUGGAGUGAUUUUCGCUGGAAAAUGAUGAUGAUGUUUGAUGAGAUGGGUUUAUCGGGUGAUAUGGAUGUGUUUUCGGGUCCCCUAGUCGAGGGGGAUGUUACCGCCCGGCAAACUGAGCCUGGGGUGAUGAUUGGCGAAGAUUACAGUGAUGAUGAAAUGGAUAUUGAUGAGCUUGAGAAGAGGAUGUGGAAGUACAAAAUGCUUCACAAGCGGUUGAAGGAUAAGGAACAAAGCAAGCCGAGGGAAGGGCUCGAUGCGGCGAAGCAGAGGCAAUCGCAAGAGCAGGCUAGGAGGAAGAAGAUGUCGAGGGCUCAAGAUGGUAUCUUGAAGUACAUGCUGAAGAUGAUGGAGGUUUGUAAGGCUCAAGGGUUUGUUUACGGGAUAAUUCCCGAGAAAGGGAAGCCUGUGACUGGGGCUUCGGAUAAUCUCCGGGAGUGGUGGAAGGAUAAGGUUAGGUUUGAUCGGAAUGGUCCUGCUGCGAUAUCCAAGUACCUAGCAGACAAUGCAAUUCCGGGGAACAACGAUGGGAGUAACUCAAUUGGGCCAACCCCUCACACCUUGCAAGAGCUGCAGGACACAACUUUGGGUUCUCUGUUAUCUGCACUGAUGCAACACUGUGACCCCCCUCAGAGGCGGUAUCCGUUGGAGAAGGGUGUUUCUCCUCCGUGGUGGCCAACUGGGAAUGAAGAGUGGUGGCCUCAUAUCGGUUUACCGAAAGAUCAAGGCCCUCCGCCUUACAAGAAGCCUCAUGACCUGAAGAAGGCAUGGAAGGUUGGUGUCCUGACUGCUGUCAUCAAGCAUAUGUCUCCUGACAUUGCCAAAAUUCGCAAGCUUGUGAGACAGUCCAAAUGCCUUCAAGACAAAAUGACUGCUAAGGAAAGCGCAACGUGGCUUGCAAUUGUCAAUCAGGAGGAGGCUUUAGCGCGAGAGCUUUAUCCUGAUUAUGUUCCCCCAUUUACCUCAGCUGGAGGAAGUGGGUCUUUUUCCACCAAUGAUGGAAAUGAGUACGAUGUCGAUGGGGGAGAAGAUGACCAAAAUUUCGACGUGGAGGAACGGAAACCUGAGAGUCUUCUUCAUCCAUCCAACAUCGGGAUGAUGGAGAGAAUGAGGGGCUUAAGACUUCCAAUUCAGCAGCCCUCUUUCACAAUGAAGGGAGAUGCUGCAGCAAACAUGGAUUUCAUGCGGAAGCGAAAGAUCUCUGGUGACUUUAACAUGAUGAUGGAUCCAAAAAUUUUCACCUGUGAACAUCCUCCUUGUCCUUACAGCGAAGUUCGCCUCGCUUUUCAGGACAGGACUUCUAGGGACAAUCAUCAACUGUGCUGUCCCUAUAGAGCCAGUUUAUCAGAUUAUGGUGGUCCAAGUUUUCAUGCUAAUGAGGUUAAACCAGUCAUAUUCCCUCACUCCUUUGUUCAACAGAAACCUACAACUCAGUCUGUCAACAUGGUUCCACCUUCAGUCGAUCUUACCGGACUCGGAGUUACUGAAGACGGUGAGAAAAAUAUAGGCGACCUUAUGACAGUCUACGAUUCCGAUAUCCAUCAAGGCAACCGGAAUACUAACAAUCGUGUAGCUGCUUCCGCUGCACAGAAUCACAACUUACCGCAUUCUGGCAGCAUUCCUAGCAGCAUUCAGCAGCAGCAACAGCAGCAUCAGAAUUUCUACCGCGGUCAAGGAAUGGUAAUGGAAGGAACUAGCAUGUCUAAUAAUAACCAUCAUCACAUGUUUGCUAGAGGUGCAGGUCAAUUUGACCGGUUCCGAGCUUUGAAUUCUCCCUAUGAGAACAAUCACAAUCACAAUCACAACAACAGCAACAAUAAUUUCCAGUAUAUGUUUGGGUCCCCACAAAUUGAUCUGUCAUCCUUUGAUUUUAAGGAGGAUAGUCAUGGAACAGGCAUGGAUCCUCUGCAGAACCAGCAAGAUAUUUCAAUAUGGUACCAGGGAAAUUGACAACUGGAAUCUAGAAUGCUCUUUUUAUUUUCUUUCAAAUGUUUGGUUUGGCCACCCAUAUCAUAUUCAUGUGAAGUUUCCCUUUGGGCCAAAAAGGUGUUACUGCAAUUUUCUUCACAUGUAAUUUUCUAGGCCUAGAAGAAAUCUAGAUUUUUAUUUUUAUGCUUGUUGUUAGCUAUGAUAUGGGGUUAUAAUAAUAAUAAUAAUAAUAAAAGUUUGUUUUUACCUAUGGUUUGGUUUUUACCUAAGAAUAUUCAUAUUCAAUGUUUUAUGUAAGACUUGUGAUAUAAAUAAAAUUUCAAAAAUUUGGUUA
Messenger RNA from Vicia villosa (hairy vetch), 2560 nucleotides. Its product is annotated as protein ETHYLENE INSENSITIVE 3-like. Bases 322 to 2247 code for a protein of 641 amino acids. The record is from RefSeq and is a predicted model, not a curated record. Gene Ontology annotation, molecular function: DNA-binding transcription factor activity; DNA binding. Gene Ontology annotation, cellular component: nucleus. Lineage: Eukaryota; Viridiplantae; Streptophyta; Magnoliopsida; Fabales; Fabaceae. The transcript is spliced from 2 exons.